AUGUGGUAUGAUCUCCGGUUGCAAAUUUUCCAGAGUUCUCAAACCAAUGAGAGCUCAGUAACCCAAGUACAGAUUCUCGUGGUUGAAGGAGCUGUAGGAAGACCCAGAAAGUCUAUCUACUAUGCUUUACCACACACUGGUGUCUUUCCUCAUCGGUUUGAAUACGGUCAUCAAGAUUCAUUGGAUCGACACUUACUCCCCAAACGCGAUUUUUCGAUUUCGGACAGUUGGGAUUUAGACGACGACGACCUUAUUGAAGACGAUGAUCUUACAGAAGCCAACGAUGCGGUUAUGGCUUCUGCGAAAACCGCUCUUACAGAGGAAGAGGCCCAAAAGUAUUUGGCUCAAAUGAAGGCUUAUUAUCUAAAAAAUGGCAUGCCUCGAUUUGGAUGA
This is a messenger RNA of Rodentolepis nana, 393 nucleotides long. Lineage: Eukaryota; Metazoa; Platyhelminthes; Cestoda; Cyclophyllidea; Hymenolepididae. The record is from the annotation of a GenBank genome assembly.